Dioscorea cayenensis subsp. rotundata (Guinea yam) is the source of this 969-nucleotide messenger RNA. RefSeq lists its product as uncharacterized. The transcript is spliced from 6 exons. NCBI's taxonomy places the organism in Eukaryota, Viridiplantae, Streptophyta, Magnoliopsida, Dioscoreales, Dioscoreaceae. Bases 1 to 969 code for a protein of 322 amino acids. The record is from RefSeq and is a predicted model, not a curated record.
AUGGCAUCUAAGAGAGGUGCAAGCAUACUAAUUCUAAGGACCAUCACCUUCAUCUUCCUAAUAAUCUCCAUUGUUAUCCUUACCACUGAUAGCAUUGACUUAGGAGACACUAAAGGCACCUUCAAAGAUGUUCAUGCUUACAGGUAUGUUCUUUCUGUGGCUGUGAUUGGAUGUGCAUAUACUCUUCUUCAGUUACCAUUUGCUACUUAUUAUGCUUUUGAGGAAAAGCAUAUGAUCCGUGAUGAUCUUCUUUUGGGAUUCUUUCAUUUUGCUGAUUUGGUUGCAGCAUUAUUAUUUGCAACAGGAGUUGGAGCAGGAUUUGGACUCACAGUUGAAGCAAAGAUUUAUUUAGGAAAGGAUUUUAAAGAACUUGAUGAUUUCUUGGACAAGAUAUUGAUCUCCACUGGUUUUCUUCUUGGAGCUACAAUUACCUUGGCCAUUAUUGUUCUUCUUAAAAAAAGAGAAAGAUUAUUAAGAUUAAUAUUAGUAGUUAACAAAAUGGCUUCAAAGAAGACAUGGGGAAUCACAGUGCUUCUCUUAUGGCUUCUCACUUUUGCUUCUCUUGUGGCUUCAAUCAUCAUCAUAGCAACAGAUAAUGUUGAUUUUGGAGGAGGAGCUAAACUUCAUUUCAAAGACAUUUAUGCUUAUAGAUAUAUUCUUUCGGUAGCUGUGAUUGGAGCAACAUAUGCUCUCAUUCAAAUCUUAUUUGCUUCCUAUUAUGUUCAAAAUGGAAACCAUCUCGUGCGUGAUGAUCAAGCGGUUUUGUUACUUCAUUUCGCUGAUUUGGUGAUUGCUUUGUUGCUUGCAACUGGAGUUGGAGUGGGAUAUGGUUUCACAGUGGAACAAAAGAGAUUCUCUGGAGAUGGCAACAAUGAGAUUGAUAAGUUCUUGGACAAGGCUUUGAUUUCCACCAGUUUUAUUCUCUUGGCUACACUUUGUUUGGGAGCAUUAAUCCUCAUCAAAAAAUAG